AUGACAAUAUUCCAAACUGGAAACUCACAGCCGCGAGCAAUCCAGGAUGAUUCGGACGUUGAAGAGGAAGCCCUUGCGGCCGACUACAGAGAACAAAUUCAGUAUGAGGGGCUGGAAGUACUAGACCACAUGAAUUCGGCAAAUAUGACACAGCAAGCAGACGAUAUUCAGUCCAGACUUGUAGCAGCCUCACAACCUCUAGAUUUUUCUGCUCCAAUCGAAGUGAAAUUUGCCAGCUACGAUAAUUAUUGUAGCUUGUUCCAUUACAUCCUGAACUCGGAUGGACCUGUUGAUCUAGAGCCGCCUUCUUAUUAUUGGGCAUGGGACGUCAUUGAUGAGUUCAUUUAUCAAUUUAAUUCUUUCUGCUCUUAUCGAAACCGGGUGGCCCGCCAGGGUAGCAAUGAAGAAGAAAUUGAAAUCCUUCGCGAAGCACCAAAUACAUGGGGAUGCUACAGUGUACUCAACGUAUUAUACUCUUUGAUCCAGAGAUCACAAAUUAACGAACAGCUCGCGGCAAUGAAGCGCAACGAGGACCCCUUACUAGUCGCAGGCGAAUAUGGUUCCAAACCUUUAUACCGAAUGCUGGGCUAUUUCUCAAUCAUCGGUUUACUAAGAGUUCAUUGUUUACUUGGCGAUUUCAGUCUCGCCUUGAAAACUCUAGAUGACAUUGAGCUAAAUAAAAAAGCCAUGUUUGCCCGCGUCAUGGCCGCUCAUUUCACUACCUACUACUAUGUAGGAUUCUCUUACAUGAUGAUGCGUCGAUAUGCCGAUGCUAUUCGUAUGUUCAGCCAUAUUCUUAUCUAUGUCUCGCGUACAAAAAACUUUCAAAAAAACGCACAAUACGACUCUAUUUCAAAAAAGAACGACCAAAUGUAUGCUCUUAUUGCCAUAUGUGUCGCAUUUCAUCCUACAAAGCUGGACGAGACAAUCAGCACUGCACUUCGUGAAAAGUUUGGCGACCAAUCUUUGAAGUUACAACGCGGUGGCCCAGAAUCACUUCCGGUAUUUGAGGAGCUGUUUCGAUCUGCUUGUCCAAAAUUUAUAUCUCCUACGCCUCCCGACUUCGAUAACCCUGAUAUAAACGUCGACCCUCUCCAGCAUCACUUAGCUAUAUUUAUGGACGAGGUAAAGAUAAACAUGUGGAGUCCUACAGUUAAAUCAUAUUUAAGACUGUACACUACAAUGGAUUUGAAGAAACUGGCCGGAUUCCUUGAGGUCGAGCCUGAAAAGCUUAGGAGCUGGCUGUUGGUGAACAAGCAGAGAAGCAGACAAAUAAGGUGGUCGGAAAAUGGUUUGUUGCAAGGUGACGUCGUUUCAUGCAGCGAUCUCGACUAUGCCAUGCAAGGUGACUUAAUACACAUCUCGGAAGCUAAAGUUGGACGAAAGUUUGUGGAUUGGUAUCUUCGCAAUCUCGCCCGGACUUAUUAG
Blumeria graminis f. sp. triticale is the source of this 1428-nucleotide messenger RNA. NCBI's taxonomy places the organism in Eukaryota, Fungi, Ascomycota, Leotiomycetes, Helotiales, Erysiphaceae. The record is from the annotation of a GenBank genome assembly.